Messenger RNA from Anas platyrhynchos (mallard), 7238 nucleotides. It is a transcript of the gene TBC1D8B, whose product is annotated as TBC1 domain family member 8B. Gene Ontology annotation, molecular function: calcium ion binding. The record is from RefSeq and is a predicted model, not a curated record. Lineage: Eukaryota; Metazoa; Chordata; Aves; Anseriformes; Anatidae.
GGCGGCGGCGCUUGGCAGCCGGGCUGUGGACGUGGGAGCGGGAGGCCGGGGAGGCGGCGGGCAUGGGCGGCGGCGGCCGGGGGGUGCAGUGAGGGGCCGCCGAGAUGUGGCUGAAGCCCGAGGAGGUGCUGCUGAAAAACGCCCUCAAGCUGUGGGUGCUGGAGCGCUCCAACCAGUACUUCGUGCUGCAGAGGCGGCGGGGCUACGGCGAGGAGGGCGGCGGCGGGCUGGCAGGUCUUCUUGUGGGAACGCUAGAUGCAGUGCUGGAUUCGACAUCCAAAGUGGCUCCUUUUCGCAUCCUGCAUCAGACACCAGACUCGCAAGUCUACUGGUCCAUCGCAUGUGGAGCCAGCAGAGAAGAGAUAACAGAACACUGGGACUGGUUAGAAAACAAUGUUAUGAACACUUUAUCAGUAUUUGAUUCAAAUGAAGAUAUUACGAGCUUUGUCCAGGGAAAGAUAAGAGGUUUGAUUGCUGAAGAGGGAAAAGGUUCUUUUGUAAAAGAAGAAGAUCCUGAGAAGUUUCGUGAGGGUCUUAUGAAGUUUGAAAGGUGUUUUGGAUUACCAGAGCAGGAGAAGUUGGUUACCUAUUACUCGUGCAGCUACUGGAAGGGCAGAGUGCCUUGUCAAGGAUGGCUGUAUCUCAGUACCAACUUCCUUAGCUUUUACUCAUUUUUGCUGGGAGCAGAAAUAAAACUUAUUAUCUCCUGGGAUGAAAUAUCAAAGCUUGAGAAGACUUCCAAUGUUAUCCUGACAGAGAGCAUUCAUGUCUGCUCCCGUGGGGAAGAUCACUAUUUUUCCAUGUUUUUGCACAUUAAUGAAACAUUCCUUCUCAUGGAGCAGCUGGCAAACUAUGCUGUUAGGAGGCUUUUUGACAAAGAGACAUUUGAAAAUGACCUAGUCCUUCAUGACCCCCUGCAGAUCACCAAGAGAGGCCUAGAGAGCCGAGCCCACAGUGAGCAGUUUAGUGCAUUCUUCAGGCUACCCAAAGAAGAAACUUUGAAGGAAGUUCAUGAGUGCUUCUUACGGGUUCCUUUCACUCAUUACAACACCCACGGGAAAAUGUGCAUUUCAGAAAACUACAUCUGCUUUGCUAGCCAGGAUGGCAGCCUGUGCAGUGUAAUCAUUCCAUUAAGAGAGGUCAUAGGGGUGGAUAAGGCUGAUCCAGCCAACAGAGGAGUCAGCAUUAGUACCAAAGGAAAAAGAGCUUUUCGUUUCACUGAGGUUAAAGAUUUCGAACAGCUUGUCACAAAGCUCCAAAUCAAAUGCAAUGCAACUUCAAAUCCACAGCAUAUCAUAAGUACAGAGGUUGCAACUAGUUCUGCCUCUGAUAGUCCAAAGGAUUUUGAUGAGUUACCAGCAAAGACGGGUCAGAGAGAUACCAGCAAAACCGUCAGUACAGAAGCCCUAAUGACUGUCUACCAUCCUCAGGAUGCUGAGAAUCUAGACUCUAAAAUGUUGAAAGAAAAAAUGAAAGAACAGUCCUGGAACAUCCUCUUUGUUGAGCGGGGACACGGUGUCAGUAUGUUUCGAACAAAGAAGACUCGAGACUUGGUGGUAAGAGGGAUCCCGGAGGCCUUACGAGGAGAGCUCUGGCUGCUGUUCUCAGGUGCUGUAAAUGAUAUGGCAUCCAACCCUGGUUAUUACACCGAGUUAGUGGAAAAAUCCUUAGGAACAUGCACAUUAGCUACUGAUGAAAUCGAACGAGAUUUACGUCGUUCCUUGCCUGAGCAUCCUGCUUUUCAAAGUGACACAGGAAUUUCUGCACUCAGGAGAGUUCUGACGGCUUAUGCCUACAGGAAUCCCCAAAUUGGAUAUUGUCAGGCAAUGAACAUUUUGACAUCAGUACUUCUGCUGUAUGCUAAAGAGGAAGAAGCAUUCUGGCUGUUGGUUGCUGUGUGUGAAAGGAUGCUACCCGAUUAUUUCAAUCGUCGAAUCAUUGGUGCCUUGGUAGAUCAGGCAGUGUUUGAGGAGCUCAUCAGGGUUCAUCUGCCUCAGUUGACAGACCACAUGACGGACAUGACUUUUUUCUCCUCGGUCUCUCUCUCCUGGUUCCUUACCCUUUUUAUCAGUGUGCUGCCUAUUGAAAGUGCAGUCAAUGUGGUGGACUGUUUCUUCUAUGAUGGAAUAAAGGCAAUCUUGCAGCUGGGUCUCGCAGUGCUGGAAUACAACAUGGAGAAGUUGCUGACUUGUAAGGAUGAUGCAGAGGCCGUGACUGUGCUCAACAGGUUUUUUGACAGUGUCACCAACAAAGACAGUCCUUUGCCUCCAGCUGUGCAGCAGGGCGCCAACCUCAGCGAUACGAAGAGUGACCACCCAAAAGUGGACAUCACUGAUUUGAUCCGAGAGUCAAACGAAAGAUACGGCGAUAUUCGAUAUGAGGACGUUGAGAGUAUGCGCUGCAGAAACAGGCUUUAUGUGAUCCAGACAUUAGAAGCUACAACUAAGCAGAAUGUGCUACGUGUUGUGUCCCAGGAUGUAAAAUUCAGUCCUAGUGAUCUUGACGAGCUUUAUGACUUAUUCAAGAAAGAGCACUUUCUUUCCUGUUACUGGAACGUGAAUAGUCCUGUUUUGCGACACCACGAUGCCAGCCUACCUUAUCUCGAGCAGUAUCGAAUUGAUUGCCAGCAGUUCAGGGUUCUCUGUCAUCUCUUAAGUCCCUGGUCACACUGUGCAAACAGAGACUCGCUUGCAUUGUGGACGUUCAGACUGAUGGAUGAGAGCUCUGAUGGCCUUAUAAACUUCAAGCAAUUUGCCUGUGUUCUUGAUACCAUGUACAACGGAAGUUUCACAGACAAACUCAAGUUUCUUUUUAAGUUGCACAUUCCUCCAGCUUUUACUGAAGUAGAAUCUCUAAGCCCUUCCAAAGGUGGUGAUCUUUCAAAAGAAGAACUGAUCCACUUCAGUCAACUCAGUGUUUCAUCUACUGGGGAUAAUCUUGAAAGUAAUGCUUUGAAGAGCAGCCCGGAAAAAGGGAAGGGGAAAGUUGAUAUUCAGGCAUAUCUGAAGCAAUGGCAAGAUGAACUUCUUAAAAAAGAAGAAAACAUCAAGGAUCUGCCAAGAAUGAAUCAGUCUCAGUUCAUCCAGUUCUCAAAAACCCUUUACAAUCUAUUCCACGGGGAUCCUGAGGAGGAGCUGUUGUACCGGGCUAUAGCAGUGGUUACCAGCCUCCUGCUGAAAAUGGAAGAAGUUGGGAGAAGACUGCAAGGUCCCAUGUCACCAGUCAAAAGUCCAGCUGCCGUUACAGAGGUUUCUGCUGAAAGCCUCCAAAAAGGGCCGGAGGAAGGCAGCUCGGAGCAGACUGAAGGCGGUAGGGCACAGAGUUUGAAAGGGAACCAUGAAUGGUCUUUUGCCUUUGAACAGAUUCUGGCGUCCUUAUUAAAUGAGCCAGCCUUUGUGAGAUUUUUUGAGAAACCUCACGAGAUAAAAGCUAAAAUAGAGAGUGCUAAAAAUUUGCAACUUAAAGCAAGAACCAGAGUGUAAUUUGCUUUAUCUUUGACUCUGAACUAACCACAUAAAGCACUUGCAAAUGAAGGUUGUUUCUAUGGAAAUUGAGUACGAUGUUUACAUAGGGAAGGGGGUUUGAAGAUUGAGCUUUAAAUAUCAGAUUACUGGUAUUCUUUGAUGUAAAUAAAAAUAGUUUGAAGCACAAUCACUUUCUUGCAUUGUUCAUAAGUUUCAGCCCGAGCAGGGGCUGAAGGAUAAACUGUCUUUACCAUGUUAUUAAAAUAUGCAACAUUGCUAGAAAACACUAGGCGUGACCUAUGACAAACCUUUCUGAAUGACAGCUGUUACAGUGCGUGCUCUGCAGGUUCAUUUCUAUUACUGGGAUAAACGUAAUGACUUCCAGACAUUUUCCACUUAAAAUGAGUUAUCAACAGCUAAGAGGUUGACUUCCAGGUUAGUUGCGUAAUUUCCAAGUCUGCAUGUGGACUGGGAUCAAAAGCAGGGUGAAGACUGAGAACAUAGGUUUGAACUGGUAGCUGUGGUGGGCACAAGAGCCUGAGGUUAGGAAAUAAAAGUUGUCCUGCUUACUGUUCCCCUGCUUUGGUGUCACCGAUGGUCCUGACUAUUGCAGAUUCCAGUCCCUCAUUGUCAGUUUUCAGACAGCAUUCUUGCAGCCCAUGUAUCAGCUUUUGCAGUGUGGCCUGUAAAACUAAUUUCCUAUUUUUCUAGCUCAGCCUGUAUUUGUGAUUUCUUUCCCAUUCUCAUAUCAAUCCUCCUUCAGGACAGAUGCAAGGACAUAAGGUGCUUGGUCAUCCAGGAUGCACACGGAUGCAGAGGCUAGUAGUAUAGGUUGUUGAAAUCAAGGGAGAACAGUGGCUAAAUCUGUCUGACCACAUGGUGGUUGUCAUUUAUCUUCCAAGAGGAGCCAUUGUUGACAUCUUAGGAGCAUGUUGAUGAAACGUAUGGUUUUAUUUGUGUUUGGAGUGCCCAAGGACAGACCAUCCUUAGCUGCUUCUUAAGCUGCUUCUUAGCUGAAUGUGACCGUGGAACUGCUACAGACAGAUUGCAGUUGCUCCUAUUUCUACCCUGAGUCCGCACCUCAAACUAGUGAUUAUUAUUUCAUUUUUAUAGCUCUUUGGAUUAUUGCUGUUGUAAUUAUUUUCUGUCUGCCAGGACUGAUGGCAACAGCAAACCCUCUAGAAUCCAAAUUGGAAUUCUUAAUAAAUAAAUAAAGGUAGAGUAAACAUCCUGGGCAGGUAAGCUCUGCCAGUGUUCAUGCUCAUGGGUGUUGACCUUGAACCUUAGGUAGCUUGUGCUAGAAUGGGUUUAGAGAAGGAGGGGAAGAGCUUGUAUUUUAACAACAACAACAAAGUAAGUUGGGAAUCUGUUAAACUGGUUAAAAAUGACUGCUUUUAAAGCUGUAUGACAAACAUUUUCUUCAGGGCACCAUUAUUUUAUAUUGUGUGUAUUUUUUGCAAAGAAGCAGAACAGGGAUGAAAACAUUCACUGUUGGUUGUUUUUCUUGCAAUACUAAAAUGAAUGAGGAAUAACAUGAAAUUCUGACUUGUGUUACAAGCAUUUGCUGAAAUGCCAUAAUUGCAAUCGGGUUUAAUGUUUCCAUGCCGCUUUUGAAGAAUACAGUCUUGAUCAGGAGCAAUGAAUGUAUAUUAUUUCCUCUCCUCUUCUCUGCACUCUCAGGUAUUAAUAUAAAGAUUUACUGAAUGAACAGUAACUCCAAAAAAUCUAAGAUACUUGCGAAAAACGAGGAAGCUUGUUUUAGAAGCCUUCAUAAAGUAGUCAUAGGUGAUACAAUAUAAAUCUAAUUUGUAUAUUUAUGCAUAAAACAUACAAACUAAUUUAUUCAUAUGCAUGUUUCUGAGGCAAAGUAGGGCAACACUGUGUUUGUAAAUGUGUUUGCUCACUGUUUUCCUAAUGUUGUUUUAGAAAUACAAGCAGAUGAUACUGAUGUUCUAGUCCAGGACGUACUUAGAUAAGCUUUGCUCUGUGAGUAAUUCUUAUGCAAGCAGCUGUGCUGAAGUUAACAUAGCCCCAUGAAAAGAGAGACAGCUACCCAGACAAAAAGCUUUUGUAGGUCCAUGAUGGAUAUUGCUAAUUUCAAGAGGUAGUCAAAGCUAUAGUUUGCUAAGCAACAUAGCAUAGUGACAUGAAAUUCUUAAAACUCAAAGACAUUUUCAGUUGGAGAGCCAAUUUAUUUGUUAAAAAAGAAAAAAAAGAAAAAAAAAAAGAAAAACAUGCAAGUUAAAAUCAAAGUACAAAAGACUGUGCUGAAGAAACCUGCAAAAUAAGAAUGGCCUCGUGUUAUUACACGGUUUGGUUAUGCAAAACUGAGCACCCUUUUGAAAUACCAGUUUCUAUUGGUGUCAGUCCAAGAAACCAUAGAGCCAUUACCAGUGAUGUAGUAAUCCUUGUCAGCUAUAUCAUAUCUAUGUAUAAAAAGAGAGAUUACCAGCAUACAAUUUUUAAAAAAUAUAUUUAAAAUAUAUUUGGUGUUGCAAAGAUGAAUGCUGUUUCACGUUGUGUUGCAUUAGGACUCAGUGGGUGAACACAUUUCUGUUGCAAGAGGUCAGCUGCGGCACGUAGCUGGGAGUUAAGCAGAAGCGCUAGCAGGGAGCCUGCUGGUUGCAGGGUGGCUGGCCCUGCACUACUCAGCUACUUCCCAAUGGGGGGACUUUCCAUUCAAAUUGCAACUUGGAAGUUUUUAGAAGUGUUUUUAAGCAGCUUACUCAUCAAUAGGAAGCAGUGUGGUUAAAUGAGUACAGAUACAUCACUUCACGUCUCAGUUUUAUUUUUUUUUCCUGUAACAGUUUUCAUUAAGUGAUUUAUUUUUUUUUUUGGUUCUGUCAUAGGAAAUAAAUGAAUGUACAACAUUCAGUACAAAUUAGAUGAUUGUAGCUCGGAUAUAGAUUGCUAACACUAGUGAUGCUGUUUAUACAGUUCUUAAAUUGCACUACCUUCUGCAGUGUCACCAGCAGGACCUGGCAGCUCUGCCAUGGUUACUUGUCCUGAAACAUUCUCAGUGGCUGUUGGCGUGCACUGCACAGCCCUUUUUUGUGGCUGGGCCAUUAUUAUUGUUGAUAAUGCACAUAAAAUGCCUUUUGUCAGACGCAAUCACCUGCCCAUGGGGAUGGCCAGCAGAGCUGUAGCAUUCCCUCAGCCUUUCAAUGCGGCGCGUGCUGCUCCAUGACUGCUCAACCCCUUUGUGUAUAACAGGUGCGGCGCUGUCUCUGCACAGUCACCCCAAAGGGCUUGAACACACGAGGUGAGGGAAUAGCUCCACUGAUGGUAAUAAAAGUGCGAGCCCUUUCCACCAUGAAAGGGGAGAGCCCUUUAUAACUCAAACGGGCAUUUCAUGAGACUUGGUCACUGCUAUGUGAUUCAGAAUGAGCACUCUCUGUUUCAGUCCAUUCCUAAGACAAGCCACUUGUUCCUCACUCUGAUGGCUAUAUAGUAAUAUAUUUUUUAGAAGAGUUUGCUAAUAUAACAACUAAGAAAUAGCUGUGUGUUGAUUCUAUUAGAGAUUUCUCAUCCAAUUGUACUAUACAGGGUUCUUGAUUGUGAUUGCAGUUAUUACCUGAACUAAAAAAUGAAAUACUCUAAUUUGUCUCUGGAAACAUAAGGCUAUUUUGUCUUUUUGCUAUAGCUUUGUCACUUUACCAAGAAGGCAACACGUUGGUGUUGGCAGGUUGGCUUUUUAUACAUUGUAUUGUAUGCAGAAUACUGUAAGACAAAUGGGGUGUUAAAUAAAAAAUGUUUCACUUAAGAACAAAAAAA